Messenger RNA from Bubalus bubalis (water buffalo), 1976 nucleotides. RefSeq names its product urocortin (gene UCN). NCBI's taxonomy places the organism in Eukaryota, Metazoa, Chordata, Mammalia, Artiodactyla, Bovidae. Gene Ontology annotation, cellular component: extracellular region. Gene Ontology annotation, molecular function: hormone activity. The transcript has 2 exons. Bases 1426 to 1815 code for a protein of 129 amino acids. Gene Ontology annotation, biological process: negative regulation of feeding behavior. The record is from RefSeq and is a predicted model, not a curated record.
GUGCCUCUGUAAGUAUAUUUCUAAGUAGGUAAUCUGGAAGCUGCAGAGGCAAUGAGUAAGACCCAGCAGAAAAUGACUCGGGAGUCUCAUUUUCCAGGGUUUGGAAAGAAGUCUGGAGACCCCCAAACCCCAAUCUUGUUUACAGAUGAGGACACUGAGGUCCAUAGAAGUGAAGUGACCUGUCCACAGUGUGAGUUAGUGGCAGAGUAGAAACACGAACAUGUGCUAUCAUCGUUUGAAUGUUUGUAUCUCCCCAAGUUCAUAUGGUGAAAACCUAAUGCCCAAGGUGAUGGUAUCAGAGGUGAGACCUUUGGGAAGUGAUUGGGUCAUGAGGGUAGGGACCUGGUGGGAUCCGUAUGCUUACAAAAGAGGCCACCUGAGGAGGCAGCAAGAAGCAGGUCCUCAGCAGACAGUAAACCUACUGGCACCGUGAUCUUGGACUUCCCAGCCUCAAGAACUGUGAGGAAAUAAAUGCUUAUCGUUUAUAAGCCACCCGGCUUAUGGUAUUUUUGUUAUAGCAGCUCAAACAGACUAAGAAACCAAGUUUUCUUACUUCCUACUCAGUGAUCUUAACCUGGAGGUCAGCGAUAAAAUAAUAUUGCUGCUUUGAUUCCCAGGAGAAAAUUUAACUUGGCUAAACUUCAGCUUUGAGGCAAACCAAGAAGCAGAUGGACCAGCCUUUGUUAUCUGAAAGCACCCCGACUCGAGAGGCCCUCUGUUUUUGGCGCGUCAGUCAGACAGCCCUAGGAUUUAGAUCCUGGGGCUGGAAGAAGAUCAAGAAUCCUGGCAGCUCAAACUGCCUCUUGGGUAGGGUACCAUGGUGGUAGCUGAAUGCCAGCAGUGCCAUCCUGAUUGCCUCUAUUUGUAGAAUAGAUAGCUGGGGCAAGGGACUGGAUCUGAGCAGCACAGCAUUUUCCCCAAGGUCUCUGGCCCCUUUCAGAGGCUGAGCACAAGGUCAGCACCAUGGACAGCACCACAGUCCUGCCUCCCUUUCCUGUUCCAGAGAAGGCUGGAAAUCUGGACUAGUCUGGGGACUUGCCGGCCCCCAGUCCCUGCUGGCUGUUCUAAGUGAGUGAAGGACUCUCGUGGCUCCCAGAGCAAUCUUUACGCCCAAGAAGGCUUCUCUUUCUCUCGAGUCCGGUGUCAUUUCCAGAGACACAAAGUCUGGUGUCCUCUGGCGCGCUCCUGGGGUCUCGCAGCCAUUGGGUCGGACUCAGAGUUGCGGCCGUCAUUGCUCUACAAUCAGUGCAUGUUACUCGCUGACGUCAGCCGGAGCUGUUCUGGCGCUAUAUAAGGCUGGCGAAGGUCCCGGGACAGACCCCGUGUUCCCCGAGGCGCCCUCAGCCCUCCCCGAGGGACAGAGACUGGAGCUCUAUCCUGCAGGGUGCAGAGGCUCUGCUCUCCUGCGAACUGGCCGGCGGGACCAUGAAGACGGCGGGACGCGCGGCGUUGCUGGCCGCGCUGCUGUUCCUGGCACAGCUGCGCCCGGGGAGCAGCCAGUGGAGCCCGGAGGAGGAGGCGGCGGCCGCCGGGGUCCGAGAUCCGAGUCUGCGCUGGAGCCCUGGGACACGGAACCACGGCGGCGGGGCCCGCGCGCUCCUCUUGCUGCUGGCAGGGCCCUUCCCGCGCCGCCGGGCGGAGCAGGACCGAUGGGGAUCCGGGACGGCAGGCGAGCGGCCGCGACGGGACGACCCUCCCCUGUCCAUUGACCUCACCUUCCACCUGCUACGGACCCUGCUGGAACUCGCGCGGACGCAGAGCCAGAGGGAGCGCGCCGAGCAGAACCGCAUCAUAUUCGACUCGGUGGGCAAGUGAUCAGCGGGUCUGGGGCCCCGAGAAUCUCGACCCCCAAUGCUCCACCUCAGGGUUGAGACGUGAGCGACAGGAACUGACCAAGUCCUGCAGGGCUAGAGCGGCCUAGGGAUACCCUGAGCACUCUCCGCGUUACCGGUUUUUAAUAAAAGUGCUGAAGAGCA